UGGUCAAAAUGAAAUCGUAUAUUCUAUUGUGUGCGGUAUUGUGCUUGGGAGUGGCAAUAGCUGAUUUGGACAAUGUGACAGACAUCACGGAUGCCGAGGUAUAUUGCAAAUAUCAAGCGUAUUUGCAAACCUUGGAUUUGGCUGAGAAAAUAAAAAAUGGCACCAUGGAGAUCAUAAAUCUAACAGAUGUUGUCACAAAUUAUGUGGCAUGCAAAUACAACGCUAAAGAAGAAGACACCCUCGAAAACAGAUUUGCAGAUUCCGAUACAGCCGUUGUGCAAAACAAAACUAGUGAUAUAAUAAAAUGCGUCCUAACUAACGUUUUGGAUAUGGCAAAAUGUAUAGUGAACGAUGAACUAACUGGCGACAUGAAAUGGAAGUGGUCACCAUUCCUAAAGUGCGUCAUGGGAUGGGUGCCAAUGUUAUUAAAGUGUGUCCCAUUACAACCCUAAUGUACAUCAGUACAUAUAUGAAAAACUGUGACUAAGUUUCAUUAUAAAGUGUAAAAAUUAUUAUGUGUAAUCUUUCUUUAUUAAUAUUACAAAUUUGCCAAAUUAUUUAUUGGUCUUUCU
Messenger RNA from Spodoptera litura, 572 nucleotides. The record is from RefSeq and is a predicted model, not a curated record. Lineage: Eukaryota; Metazoa; Arthropoda; Insecta; Lepidoptera; Noctuidae.